Salvia splendens (bonfire salvia) is the source of this 654-nucleotide messenger RNA. RefSeq names its product pectinesterase 2. Gene Ontology annotation, molecular function: pectinesterase activity. The transcript has a single exon. NCBI's taxonomy places the organism in Eukaryota, Viridiplantae, Streptophyta, Magnoliopsida, Lamiales, Lamiaceae. Bases 1 to 654 code for a protein of 217 amino acids. The record is from RefSeq and is a predicted model, not a curated record. Gene Ontology annotation, biological process: cell wall modification.
AUGGUGGACGGAUAUCAAGACACUCUGUUCGCGCACUCCCAUCGCCAGUUCUACCGAGAGUGCGAAAUAUACGAAACAGUGGACUUCAUGUUCGGAGACGCAGUUGUGGUCAUCCAAAACAACAACAUAUACCUUAAGAGAGGGGUCUCCAACACAAACAUCAUAACUGCGCAAGGUAAACAAACCCCUCAGUCGAUAUCAGGCAUAUCCAUACACAACUGUUUCAUCUUAGCUGCUGAGAAUCUUGAUAGCGUCGAGACAUUCUUGGGGCGGCCUUGGCAGAACUACUCCACCGUCGUGAUAAUGGAGAGCCAACUGGGAAGCUUCAUCGAUCCCCGGGGCUGGAGAGCUUGGGGAGGAAGCGAUCCUCGUCUAGGCGUUCCCGAUACUAUACUGUAUGUCGAGUAUAAUAAUGUCGGCCCGGGUUCUGUGACUACAAAAAGAGUUCACUGGGAAGGGCUCAAAGUUGAAGACACUCUGGAGUAUGCAAGAAGCUACACAGUUGGAUCCUUCCUUGGCGGAGGCGAUUGGCUUCCGUCAACAAGUGUUGCGUUCGAGGCAGAUUUAUACUCCUUUCAUCCCAAUAGUGAAGCGUAUUCCUUUUUGAGAUGUUUUGGCUUAGGCAUAACAUUUUCAUUUUUGGCAAUAAUUUAG